AUGGAAGGUUCGCUAGUCUACUUCCCGGAUGUUGGAGCCGACGCUUGGGUGCGUGUUGUCGCUGGUGUGGAAGAUGUGUCGAAUCGAAAACCGAGAAAAGUGAUACUGAUCAGCAAAGCGGGACUGAUAAUGGAGAACGUGCAAAACGACGACUCUGGACUGUACCGGCCAGCACACAUCAGGGAUGGAGGAUAUCGGCUGAAGAAGGGUAUAAUUUAUGCACUGCACGUGUGGGCAAAGGCCGAGUUUGAUUCGAGUAAAGCUUUGAGUGGAAACUAUUCAAUCUCCUCCUGA
Messenger RNA from Cylicocyclus nassatus, 294 nucleotides. The record is from the annotation of a GenBank genome assembly. NCBI's taxonomy places the organism in Eukaryota, Metazoa, Nematoda, Chromadorea, Rhabditida, Strongylidae.